Messenger RNA from Penaeus vannamei (Pacific white shrimp), 909 nucleotides. The record is from RefSeq and is a predicted model, not a curated record. Lineage: Eukaryota; Metazoa; Arthropoda; Malacostraca; Decapoda; Penaeidae.
GACGAGUGCCUCAUCCCAGAGUUAGCAGCAAGAUGCGCACCCGAUGCCGAGUGCUGCAAUUUGCCCGCUCACUACACGUGCAAAUGCAAAGAGGGAUUUACAGGAGACGGAUACACACAGUGUUCCGACAUCGACGAAUGCGCCGACCCGAACGCGUGCGGAAGUAACGCCAUCUGUACGAAUCAUCACGGCAACUACACCUGCGCGUGUCCGGAUGGCUUCGUUGGCAACCCUUACGAUGGGUGUGCCGAUUACGACGAGUGCCAGCGAGCCGACGUCUGCGGUCCCCUGGCCAAGUGCCGCAACCGCGAGGGAGGCCACGACUGCGAGUGCCCGCUCGGAUACGAAGGGGACGCUUACUCGAGGGCCGGAUGCCAGAACAUCAACGAGUGCGCGGGUAACCCCUGUGCAGCCAGCGCCAUCUGCGUGGACGGCGUCAACAACUACACCUGCGCGUGCCCGGCCGGUUACAUUGGUGACCCCUACGACAUGUACGGCGCCUGCCAAGACGUCGACGAGUGCCAGAGCAACCCCUGCGGUGCCAACGCCGUCUGCAUCGACAGCGUGGGCAGCUACUCGUGCCAGUGCCAAGAGUACUAUACUGGAGACCCUUAUAUCGGAUGCGUUGACAUCGACGAGUGCACGGCCUUCAACCGCCCGUGCGGCAUCAACGCCGUGUGCCAGAACGCCCAGCCGGGAUACACGUGCGUGUGCCCCCAGGGGUACAGCCCCAGCCCCACCCCGGACGUGGCGUGCAAGCAGUCCGCCGUCGACAUCCUGUGCCGCUCCAACUUCGACUGCGUGAACAACGCCGAGUGCCGGACGGGCGUCUGCUUCUGCCGCGACGGGUUCCAGGCCGCGGGCGCCGAGUGCCGCGACGUGGACGAGUGCCGGCUCUCCCCGUGCGGC